AUGGCUUUCCUUCUCUUCAUCUCAUCGUCGAACAUCACCUCUCAGUACCUCUUUCGCUCAGACGAAGGCGUUGACUUGCUCGUCUCCACAACCAUUGAUGGUCAAGAGCUCUCGAGCUCCGAACUUCUGCGAUCAGGAUUGCUCUCGAACAUCGUCGAUAUACUCUCACUAGACUCAGUGGCGCGUGGCCUUGCACUCGAAUGCGUCUACUUCGCCGAAGAGCAUUCGGAGGAUGAUGACAGUACGAGUGUGAUCGUUCCGUGGCGUCAUGCGCAUCUCUCGGCAGACCUGUCGGCCUACCUGCCCGCGCCCGAGCAGCAGAUAUGGCUUUGCGCACUGAAGCUCAAAUUGCUGUGGACGCGCCCUCGCGGCGUCAGCGCAAGUCAGGACGAGCAGAGCAGUCUCAGAAUGGCCUUGUGCUCCUCGCCUCUACCUUUGAAUUGUGCUGGACUCCUUCGCAAGGGCUUGUACCGAUGUUUGCGCGCGCAGCUCAUGCAGCGCUAUCCUAUGAUCUUUCAUGCUAGCUGGCGAGACCGUGUGCUGAGCGAUAUCAGACACUUUCAGUCAAUCGCGCGCUCCCUGGCACGCAUUGCCCAGCUUGCAUGUGCUGCAGAAUUGAAGCGCGAAUGGCAAGAGCUUUCGCAAGCCUUACACAAGCGGCUGAAGUCGCUGUGCCGUACAGAGAAAGUCGUCUCAACAGAAGAUGCCAUUUGCCAUGCGCUCUUUCUGCUUUGCACGCGUACCAAGCCUCCGCGGGCGACACUCAAGGAUCUCGAAUCACGCCGGAUGCGGACAGCCGAGGCCGAUGAUCAGCUUCAGAUUGCAGAUCUGAGCGACACGGGCGAGCCGGCCGAGUCUGAGCCAGACGAUCUUGUAUGGGACGACGAGUCAGACGAGACGACAGGCUUGCCCUCGAAGGCGAAUGCCCAUCACAUCGCUCGCACCAAGGCAUUUUCGAUGGUCAGAGAAAUCCGAUCCAACAGCCGUCAAGUCACUAAGCAGCCUGCUAGUCCGAGAUCUCCAACGAUCAAACGGGAGUCUUCUCAAGUCUCCAUCUUCACUCCUUCUCGCCGCAAAACGCGUGCCGAAGAUAUUGCGACCUUCUCGCUGCAUCCUAUCGGUCCUGCAUGGUUCUCGCCUACCAUAUCUGCUGAGAUGCGCGAGCUUUGGCGUCUCUACGGAGGCACAACUGCAACCAUGAAGCUCUUCCAUGCGGGCAUUCCGCCUACCAUCUUCUUCACUUCUGAUCACGCGUGCAAUCUCACUCAAAGACUCCUCAAGAUUGGCAAGGUCGUGCUCGAUCAGCAAUGGAUUCUUGACCGUAUCGCAGAGGCUUCACUCUCGUGUGAUCACCUCGAACUGUACCAGAUCCAACCCAUCCCCUCGUGCACCUGCCAGGUCUCAUCUCAUUGCCGCAAGCGAGCAUCUCCAUUCAUCACCAAGUCGCACAAACGCCAUCGCACAUACUCUAGCUCGAGCGAUCUCACUCUUGUCGGUUCAGCCUACCGCACAUAA
This is a messenger RNA of Mixia osmundae IAM 14324, 1515 nucleotides long. RefSeq lists its product as uncharacterized. Bases 1 to 1515 code for a protein of 504 amino acids. NCBI's taxonomy places the organism in Eukaryota, Fungi, Basidiomycota, Mixiomycetes, Mixiales, Mixiaceae. The transcript has 8 exons. The record is from RefSeq and is a predicted model, not a curated record.